This is a messenger RNA of Aspergillus steynii IBT 23096, 2399 nucleotides long. Its product is annotated as WD repeat protein. Gene Ontology annotation, cellular component: nucleus. The transcript is spliced from 4 exons. The record is from RefSeq and is a predicted model, not a curated record. Lineage: Eukaryota; Fungi; Ascomycota; Eurotiomycetes; Eurotiales; Aspergillaceae. The coding region runs from base 265 to 2124 and encodes 619 amino acids. Gene Ontology annotation, molecular function: protein binding.
CUCUCCUUCAUUCCCCUGCUGAUCUCCUCUCUUUCCGCUCUUUCUUUGCCCUCCUCCCCCCCUGUCUGGGCAUGAUCCUUCUUGCACCUCUCGCCAGUGCAGUCGGAUUCCUCUAGUCGAUGCCCUUUUCCUCUCCUAGACCCAGCCUGAUCUCCCUCUGCCUCCCCGACAGUCAUCGCUGGAGUCGCAAUCCGACUGCACUGUGAUUAUCCAUUGAGCCUCUAUCGAAACGAAUCUGGAACGACUAGUUCAUCUACGACCGUCAUGUCGAACCCCCCUCCAACUUACGAUCCCCGACGGGCCACUAUGUAUAGUCGCCAACCGGAGGAGCUUCACAUCCCCUCCGGCGGCGCUUCGCUACAGCGGCAAUCCAUGUCCCAUGAAUUUGCGACCGGUGCUGAUAACCAUGCCCCCUCGAUCAAUUUCCACCCGACGAAUGCCCAACCGAAUCAAUUUGGAGCCGCAAAUAACGCCGGAGGAGCUCUGCCUGGAGCGCUGCAGCCGGGCAACGUCAACCGCCCGCCCGCAAUGUCUGUGAACACCGCCCCAUCUGUUCUCCCUACGCUGCCACAGUUGUCGACACCGCAGCAACAGCAACAGCAACCACCCCCGCAACCCCAACAACCCCCUCCGACGACGCCUCGGUCCGGCAUGACCAAUUCUCAUGGUCACUCCCGUUCCAGCCCCGCGGGUGUGGAGCAGUCGAAAUACAAGCCGCACGGACUGUCGGAGACCGCGCGCUUUGGCUCAUCCCCCGGCGCUGCAUUCCCGCCGGUUACUCCACAAGGCGCCAAAUACUCUCCUCUUGGACUGUCGGAUAUCCGGCCAUCAGGAGACCUGCUGAAUGAUCAGCUCAUGAGUCCCGGGUCGCUGCCCAAUCCUGGCGACAAUCAAGUGCCGACCAACAGCAACUACAUUGCCCCGUGGCCCAUCUACGCCGUGGAUUGGUGUAAGUGGCCCAUUACGGGAAGCUCCAGUUCCUUCGGAGGCAAACUGGCCUUGGGAAGCUAUCUGGAGGACAACCAUAAUUAUAUACAAAUCAUCGAUACCCACUGGACCCAACCCGAUCCCGACUCGCCUGACGCUGCAGCCGGUGAAAUCAAACUGGAUUAUGUGAAGACUGCGGAAGCCACACAUUCUUACCCUGUAACACGAAUUCUCUGGGAACCACCAUCGUCCCAGAAGCAGUCGACCGAUCUCCUGGCGACUUCGGGCGACCAUCUGCGACUGUGGUCCCUGCCGACCACGCCCCUGCAACAUUCUAAUUCAAUUACGCGACCGGCAAACCAAAGAGAACUGCCUGCUGCCAAGCUGUCUCCACUGGCGCUGUUGUCCAACUCAAAGUCCCCUGAGCAUACCGCCCCCAUCACCUCUCUCGACUGGAACACCAUCUCCCCGAGCUUGAUCAUCACGUCGAGCAUUGACACCACCUGCACCAUUUGGGAUAUCCCUACCCUUACGGCUAAAACACAAUUGAUCGCACACGACAAAGAAGUGUACGACGUCCGCUUCUGCGCAAACAGCGUUGAUGUUUUCGUUAGCUGUGGCGCCGACGGUAGCGUGCGCAUGUUCGAUCUUCGCAGUCUAGAGCACAGCACCAUCAUUUACGAGCCGACGGACAAGAAUGAAAAACUGAUAAGCCCUGGAAAUGGUAGUCCCUCGGCUCCAUCAUCCACAUGGCCUCCGCCUCUGCUGCGAAUUGCCGCUUCUCCUCAUGACGCCCAUCUCCUGGCCACCUUCUCUCAGGAUUCCAACAUCGUGCGCGUGCUUGACGUUCGCCAACCUGGCCAAGCCCUUCUCGAACUCAAAGGGCAUGCCGCCGCCCUCAACUCCGUUGAAUGGUCUCCCAAUCGCCGUGGCGUGCUCGCCUCCGGCGCAGACGACUGCUUUGUUCUCCUCUGGGACCUGAUCAAUCAACAGAACGCUGCCCCCGUCCCGCCCGCCGUGCAUACCCCCGGCGCGCCUUCGGUCACCUCCGAGCGCGGCCCCGCUGCCGCCUGGAAAUGUGACUAUGAAGUGUCUAACAUCAGCUGGUCGCCUCAGGGCGGUACCACUCCCUCCGGGCACCCUCGGGAUUGGCUAGGGGUGUGCGGUGGCCGCGGAGUUUGGGGUGUGGCUUUAUGAGCACCAUAAAAACAACCGAUAGAAAAAACCCAAAAAGGACUGGACAAAAAGAGAGGGAAAAAAAGACUCUGAAGAAUCAAAACUGCAUCUAGCCCCUGCAUUCUAGUUUAGACCGAGGUGCCUCGUGUUUUUUUGUUUCUUUCCUUUCUGUCAUAUUUGGUUCAUCCCCCCUUUUUUUUUUUUAUUUUCUUCCCAUUGGCAUUGAAUCCCUCCCUGUUGAUUCUUCUAUUUCUCCGACACCCAAUUUGCACGGAUGAAGUAUCUAGAUGUUUUUC